Molecule: messenger RNA, 4429 nt
Organism: Misgurnus anguillicaudatus (oriental weatherfish)
Lineage: Eukaryota; Metazoa; Chordata; Actinopteri; Cypriniformes; Cobitidae
Source: RefSeq, a predicted model, not a curated record
GUCAGAGCUGCCCCGACACUCACUCAUACUCGAUAUGAGAACACUGUGGAACUCUCUGUACCUAAUGCUGGGGAGAUUCACAGAGCAGUACCCUGCGAUUCAAGGAUAGGGACAGGUAGAGAUGGAUAGACAAGUUUAGACAAAAACACCAGUACAAAAUACAAAUUCAAAGAACAGUAUUAGAGUGAAUCUGAUAAAUCUGCUAAUUUAGGGAUUGCAUAUGUUAGGUGUUUUUUUUUUAAGAAAAAUGAGAAUAUUUCUAACUCCAUGUGUUUUAAAUUAUUUUACAUACAGACUUGCUCGCCUAACUGAGGAGGAUUUUAGGAAAGCUGAAGACUUCAUCAACGUGAUGAAGGUGCUCUACACCUCAACACUCUGCGUGUCCUCCGAAAAGAGUCCCACAUGCGGACAGAUUCUGCCUAUCCUCAAAAAGCUUGAGGCACACCUGGCUGUAAAAGAGGGAGACACAGUCUUUGUUUCAAACCUUAAAAAACAGGUUUGGGCACACCUAUCCAAGCAUUACCAGACUGAUGAGAUCAGGAACUUUCUCCAAGUGGCCACUGUGUUGGAUCCACGCUUUAAACAUAAACUGGAUGAUGACACGGCUGACACCACCUGGGACCAGAUCCAGAAUAAUCUGAUUGAACAGGGGAAAUGUCAUUCAUGCACAACUGUCCUUUUCAGCUAUUACAAUCUAUGAUCUAAAUACUAAUUAUGUUCUUUGUAGUCAACAGAGGAAGACGGUGGAGCUGAUGGGGACACCAUGCAGUCUGAGAAUGAGGAUGAGCAGGAGAGUAAACAGGCUCCCUGCAAACUGCCCAGGAAGACUCCACUGGAGGAGCUGUUCGCUGAGGAAGAGGCACAGAACAUUGUGUCACAGCAGAGCUCCAUGUCCAUCAAGAAACAAGUGGAGAGAGAGCUGCAGAUAUACCAGGAAGUUCCACUGGUCCUUAUGUCGGAGGACCCUGCUGCAUGGUGGUGGAACCAACAAAAGACUUAUCCUUUGCUGUCAAAUCUCGCUUUCUCAUAUUUAUGCGUUCAAGCUUCUUCUACACCCAGCGAACGUGUUUUCUCCACAGCAGGAGAUACUAUCUGUCCAGAACGCUCACGCAUUUUGCCUGAGAAGAUAUGAUCAUUUUUCUAAACAAGAACUGUUUUUGAUUUUAUACUGUACCUGCUGCUAAUCUGGACUGGGUUUUACCAGUUGUUUCUUAUUGUUUGUUUGCUAUUUUGCACCAGUGGCCGGUUGCAUAAACAUAGCCGUGACGUUAAAGGGGACCUUCCAUGAAAAUCAGACUUUUUCCAUGUUUAAGUGCUAUAAUCGGGUCCCCAGUGCUUCUACCAACCCAGAAAACAUGAAAAAUAGCAACCCUGUAACUUUGUUUUGGUAAGGCUCUCUCUGCAAGCAUGUGAAUAAAUAGGUCAUGUGGAUUUCGCUCCCCGCAUGACGUAGCUAAGGGAUCUUAUUAUAAUGAUACCGCCCCUUCAACUGCGCUAUCCAACCAUGAACGGCCUCACGAGUGCGAUAGACAGAGAGAAAGAAUGACUGACAGCACGACGCGUUUGUAUUCCAUCAAACACAAACAGGAGCCUACAAUCUUAUAACUUGUAGUUUUAAUAAUCGUUCUAAAUAUUGAAUUAACGUUCUAAAGGAUUAACGUUACCUUAGUGCAAGAGAGAGAGAGAGCGAGUGAGCGAACGAACGAGAGAGAGAGCAACGCGACGGUUCGCUUUCAAGUAAGUUAUGUUGUUUAAUAUGUUUCUCUGAAGUUUAUAUGAAUGAACACGAGGAUUAAUGCACUGCACGAGACAGAGUGAGUGAACAACGCGUAUUCACCAUCAUACACAAUAAGUAAAUAUGUUGUUUAAUGUUUCUCUGAAGUUUCAAAUGAAUGAGGAGUUACAAAAUAGAUGAGAGACUGACAGAAACGCGAAUGUGUUCAAUAUGUGUACACAAUAAACUUAAACAUGUCAUUUGAUCUGUUUCUCUAAAGUUUAAGCAUUAAACGUGUUGUUUUAUUACAGAUCAUUUAAAUGUGCUCGUGUGGUUUGGUCAAAAAGUAAACUUCUGAGUGUUUGUGGAAGUGUAAUUUAUGUAGUGGAACCUCCAUGACACUAGAGGGCACACCAGUUCAGUAAGAUUUAUAUAGUGAAUGUAUCGAAAGUAAGUGAAUAAGAAAUAAAUGGAUGUUCAGUGACUGAGCUGUGUAUGUGUUGUGAAUCGAUCUAACCAUCUGUUACAUGGUGUCAGAAGUGUUUUUCAAACCCUGAAAAGACGGAACAAGAAGCAAGCGCCUGGGAUUAAGCGUGAGUCAACAGUAAAAAUAUGGAUCAGAUAUUUUCGCUGACGCCUCCGGGAAGCUUCAAUUUUGACGAGCCCAGUGCAUGGCCACAGUGGAUGCGCCGUUUUGAGCGAUUCCGCGUAGCAUCGGGACUCGCAGAUAAACCCUCUGACUACCAGGUAAACUCGCUUCUUUACAUUAUGGGGGAGAAGAGUGACGAUAUUUUGAAUUACCCCUAAGUGAGGAAGAGAAAAAGAGUUAUGAAGAAGUCAAGAAGGCUUUAAGUGAGCACUUUGUUGGCAGACAUAACGUAAUCUACGAGAGAGCGAAAUUCAAUAGCAGAUUUCAACAGCCUGGCGAAGCAGUAGAGAGUUUUAUCACGGACGUGUAUAAACUUGCGGAACACUGCAAAUAUGGUGAUUUACAUGAGGAAAUGAUCAGAGACCGUAUUGUAGUGGGCAUAAGAGACGCAAAGCUCUCAGAAAAACUGCAACUUGAUCCAAAUUUGACAUUGGACAAAACGAUAACCCAAGUCAGACAAAAUGAAGAAAUAAAACGCCAGCAGCCAGUAAUUAGACGUGAAAAGUCUGAUGUGAAAGAAGUAAAUGUGGAUGCAGUCAUGACAAAGAGAACAUCUAAAACAAGAAUGAAAACAAUGAGAGCAGAGGGGACAGCACAAAGAACACAGAGUACAUAUGAUGCAGCUCAGAAAAUUAAACAGAUGGAUGCCUGCAAAAGAUGUGGGAAAAGUCCACAGCACUCGUGGAAAAUGUGUCCAGCCAGAGAAGCAGAAUGCAGAAAAUGCAGGAAAAAAGGACAUUUUGCUGCAGUUUGCCGGUCAGCUCCAAGACUUGAAACGAUAGUUGAUAGCUCUUAUGAGUCUGCUUUUUUAGGAGCAAUUCAGACUCAAAAACAAGAAAAUAUGUGGCAACAGGAAAUCCUGGUGAAUACAGAACAAAUCACCUUCAAAAUCGAUACAGGCGCCGCAGUCACAGCGAUUCCAGCUUCUACAGUAUGUAUUCAGCUGAAAAGCAAGGGAAACUCAAAGAUUCUAAAAAGAUGAUCUUAGGCCCUAACAAUACUCCUUUGAAGGUGAUGGGUAAAUUCAGCGCAUGUCUGCAAAAGGACAAAAAGAAGAUUCGGCAGGAUAUUUAUGUUGUAAUGGAUUUAGUGAUGCCAUUAUUGGGAUUACCUGCAAUCCAAGGUUUACAGUUACUACAGCAGGUAGCCAACAUACACGAACCUGGAGAGCAGUACAAAGCAAUGUUCCCUAAGGUCUUCUCGGGUCUCGGGAAAUUGGAGGGCAGCUACAAUAUCAAACUGGCAGAUGGAGCUGUUCCAUCAGCCCCACGACGCGUACCACUGCCACUUAUGGAGCGAGUGAAAAUGGAACUCCACAGAAUGGAAGAGAUGGGAGUCAUUCGACGAAUCGAAGAGCCUACCUCAUGGUGUGCAGGAAUGGUAGUCGUACCAAAACCAAACGGCAAUAUCAGGAUUUGCGUGGAUUUCACAAGGCUGAACAAACACGUUUGCAGAGAAAGACACAUACUGCCAGCUGUGGAUGAGACUUUAGGGCAGCUAGAGGGAGCAGCUGUGUUUUCAAAAUUAGAUGCCACAUCUGGAUUCUGGCAGAUACCCUUAAACGAAGACUCAGAGCCGUUAACAACAUUUAUUACACCCUUAGGGAGAUAUUGUUUCCGGCGUCUUCCUUUCGGGAUAUCUUCGGCCCCGGAGCACUUCCAGCUCAGGAUCGCACAGAUCGUCGCAGGGACGACUGGAACUCUUUGCCAUGCAGAUGAUAUCCUAGUGUUUGGAAAGGAUGAGAACAAACACAAUAAGAGACUGUGUGAGGUGCUGAGGAAGUUUGAAAAAGCAGGACUGACGCUGAACAACAAGUGUGCGUUUGCAGUUGAUAGAGUAAAGUUCCUAGGACACACUGUAAGCGCCCAAGGCAUCGAAGCAGACCAGGACAAGAUUAAAGCCAUCGUCAACAUGCCUGAACCCCAGAAUGUGGAAGGAGUCAGACGUUUCAUUGGGAUGGUUAAUUAUGUCGGGAAGUUUUCACCUCAUCUGCCGACUCUCACAAAACCACUGAGAGACCUGUUAAAGAAUGACAGCACCUGGAUAUGGGAUGCGCAGCAGAAAGA